AACAGCCGGUCCGACAAUAACAAACGAAAGGUGAUUUUGUCACGCGGCUGCCGGUAUUGAAGUUUGUUUUAGUAUUAAAUCUUUAUCGGUAUUUUAUGUCCUGAAAUUUUAUCCCAAUCUGUAGAAAUGUGGCCUAUUAUAAUGAAUGUUUUGCGCACGAGAGCUCCUUAUGUAACGUUACCAAUUGCUGCAAUAAUCGGUGUUAUUGGGUACAACAUCGAGAGUUUAAUAUCGGAUAAAUACACCCCGUACAGUCCAUCAAUUGAAGAAAAACGAGUCGAUCGAGUGACGGAUGAUCUACAUUUGAAGGAUGCAACAAACGUAGAAAAACUUGUGUACAAAGAAAAUGUUUUAGGAAAGAACCUCUCGCCAUCUCUCGAGAAAAAUAGCGAAAAUGGAUUUAAGUUUUCACUUAAAUAUAUGUAAAUAAAAAGUUAAUUUCAAUCCAGUAAGAA
Topomyia yanbarensis is the source of this 455-nucleotide messenger RNA. Its product is annotated as small integral membrane protein 12. NCBI's taxonomy places the organism in Eukaryota, Metazoa, Arthropoda, Insecta, Diptera, Culicidae. The record is from RefSeq and is a predicted model, not a curated record. The transcript has 2 exons. The coding region runs from base 127 to 426 and encodes 99 amino acids.